This is a messenger RNA of Cyprinus carpio (common carp), 1443 nucleotides long. RefSeq names its product forkhead box protein D5-like. Gene Ontology annotation, biological process: regulation of transcription by RNA polymerase II; anatomical structure morphogenesis; cell differentiation. Gene Ontology annotation, molecular function: RNA polymerase II cis-regulatory region sequence-specific DNA binding; DNA-binding transcription factor activity, RNA polymerase II-specific. The record is from RefSeq and is a predicted model, not a curated record. Lineage: Eukaryota; Metazoa; Chordata; Actinopteri; Cypriniformes; Cyprinidae.
CCGAAGCACACCUGGAAAUUUUUAAUUUUCCACCUGUGCUGUGCCCUACAGAGAAUCUCGCUUUUAUUCCUCCAGCUCAAGCCCACCUCAUGGACCGCAGAGAGGAGUCUGGAAACCUGCAAUCCCGUGAUACAGCAGAGGACGGUCCGGGUACCGCUGGGGAUGGAGGAGCCGCUCCAGCACCCGAAAAGCCUCCUUAUUCGUAUGUGGCUCUCAUCGCAAUGGCCAUUAGAGAAAGCGAAGAAAAGAAGCUGACCCUGAAUGACAUCUACAGCUUCAUUAUAUCCAAGUUCCCAUACUACGAGAAGAACAAAAAGGGGUGGCAGAACAGCAUCAGACACAAUCUGAGCCUCAACGAGUGUUUCGUGAAGAUUCCCCGGGAGAAUGGCGGGGAGAGGAAGGGGAACUUCUGGUCGCUAGAUCCUGCGUUUCACGACAUGUUUGAAAAGGGUAAUUACAGGCGCAGGAGGCGCGUCAAGAGAGCCUACCGACCACCACCCUUACCGUCUGGAUUUAACUUCACCGACUCGUACUGCCUGCAACAGGAGCCCGUUUACUGGCAAACCCCGUUCGUCAGCACCAGCUCCUGGAGUCACCAGUCCAGCUCACCGACGCACAUCUCCAGCUACCUGCAGCCCAUGCUUGGUAACGCGCGCCCUCUGUCUCCAAACGAUUACGCUAACUCUCCCGUGAGUUAUUACCACGGUCAACACCAUCACCUUCUCCCGUCCUACAGACCGUACCACCGGCAUCCGAACGCUCUGGUGCCUCUGAGCGGCAUGACUCCACCGGUGAGCCCGGGCGGAAGCUCCAUCUCCCCCUGCAGCUACCCGCCGCAGAACAGUCACCCUGAACUGGUACAUCAUCCGUUUGACUGACGGACAGACAUGUGAAAACUGAAUAUAAGUAGGCAAACAGUUUCAUUUGGAUCUAGAUUUGUUUUUUUCGUUGUUAAAUUAGGCUUUUUCAAGUCAAACUGGCUGGUUGAAAUUUAAUGUUGCAUUAGCUGCAUUAGUUUGAUUACUGUAUAUAUAUACAGUUACAGGUUUACAGUUGUGUUUUGUGGAUUCUCAAGAAUGAAACAUUGUUACAUUGCUUAACUAUUAAAGUUCUAGUAAAGAGACGAAGAACUGUUCAAACGCACUUGGUUGUGCAAGUUAUUAGUUUCCAUAUAUUUCAGCAAAUGUUUAAAGAAAGCAUCAAGAUACAUAAACAUAUUUAUUUUUAACAUAUAUUGAGAAAAGCGUGUUUGCUUAUUUGGAAACUCUUUGCACAAGUUGUUUACAAGAGUUCUCUACACAUGCAAAAGUGUAUGUUCUUUAAAAAUAUUUUGUAUAGCCUAUUGAAUGGACAUGUUCAGUGUUUGUAUUUCUGGAGUUUGAAAAUAUUUUUAUAUGUAAAUGUUCAUAAUCUUUUGGAAUUUUUCUCUGAUAAAAUUCUGAU